Molecule: messenger RNA, 1501 nt
Organism: Taeniopygia guttata (zebra finch)
Lineage: Eukaryota; Metazoa; Chordata; Aves; Passeriformes; Estrildidae
Source: RefSeq, a predicted model, not a curated record
AUGGGCGGGGAGGGGGAGGGGGGGGAGGGGCUGGAGCUGCCCGAGCUGCGCGCGCUGCUCCGGAGGUCGGGGCGGGGGCGGCUCCCGGAGCCGGAAUUGGACUCGGACUCGGAGCCGGAACCGGAACCGGAACCGGAACCGGAAGAGGAGGAAGAGGAGGAGGAGGAAGGAGGGGGAGGGGCCCCGGAGGCCUCCGGAGCCGCCCCUCCCCCGCCCGGCCCCGCCCUGCAGGAGCUGUGGGCGGAGCUCGGGGGGGGCGGGGCCGGGGCGGGGCCCGAGCGGAGCCUCCCCAGGCUGGUGCGGCAGCGCGAAUGGGGGCGGAGCUUCACCCGAGAGGAGAGAAACCGGCUGAGCUCCCACUUCCUGCCCAAUCACGCGGCGGCGCUGGAGCCACACCCACAGAAGGUUUUUUGCGCCGUCUUCGCCGACCGCGGCCGCCGCCUCCUGACCGCCUGCCAGGACCAUUUCCUGCGGCUGUUCGAGGUGUCGGGGGCGGGGCUGCGGCUCCUCCGCGCCACCAGGGGGCGCCAGGUCGGGUGGAGCAUCCUGGACGUGGCGCUCGGGCCCGACGGCCGCCAGGCGCUCUACUGCUCCUGGGCCAGCCACGUCCACGCCUUUGAUUUGCAUGGAGAGGGCGACGCCCACACAGCCCUGGACUUCCGGCCCGAGGACCGGCGCUUCGCCGUCUUCUCAUUGGCCGUGGGGCCGGACGGGCGGGACGUGAUGGGCGGGGCCAACGACGGCUGCGUCUACGUCUACGACCGCCAGGCGCAGCGGCGCGUGGAGAGGGUCCCCGCCCACGAGGACGACGUCAACGCGGUGGCCUUGGCCGACGCCUCGGGGCAGCUGCUCCUGUCCGGCGGCGACGACGGCGUCGUUCGGGCCUGGGACCGGCGCUGCCUCGCCGAGGGACCCGCGCUCACCCUGGCCGGGCACCGGGACGGGCUGACCUUCCUGCACGCCCGGGGGGACGGGCGCUACGUGGUGUCCAACUCCAAGGACCAGUCGGCCAAGCUCUGGGACCUGCGGCGGCCCUCGGGGGCGGCGGCGCUGGCGGCGACACGUCGGGCGGUGGCGCGGCAGAGUUGGGACUACCGGUGGCAGCGAGCGCCCCGGAACGCGCGGCGGGCCCCGCCCCUUCCGGGUGACGCGUCGCUGCUGACGUUCCGCGGUCACGUGGUGCUGCACACGCUGCUGCGCUGCCGAUUGGCCCCGGCGGGGGCGGCCCCGGCCAUGGCGGCCGGAAGUGCCGACGGCGCCAUCUUGGUCUAUGACGUCACCACGGGGCGGGCCCUGCGCCGUCUGACCAAUCACGGCGCGUGCGUGCGUGACGUCAGCUGGAGCCCCGAGGGGGCGUGGCUCGCCAGCGCCUCGUGGGACGGCACCGUCCGGCUCUGGACCUAUCGCGACGCAGAGGACGCGGAGGGGGCGGAGCUUCGCUUGGAGGGGGCGUGGCCUCCCCAGGGACGGGGGCGUGGCCCGGAAUAAACAGCGAUCUGUG